Drosophila rhopaloa is the source of this 1057-nucleotide messenger RNA. Its product is annotated as kxDL motif-containing protein CG10681. The record is from RefSeq and is a predicted model, not a curated record. Gene Ontology annotation, biological process: lysosome localization. Gene Ontology annotation, cellular component: BORC complex. Lineage: Eukaryota; Metazoa; Arthropoda; Insecta; Diptera; Drosophilidae. Bases 228 to 875 code for a protein of 215 amino acids. The transcript is spliced from 3 exons.
UUUACAGCACUGUUGUUUAACUUGUACCUAGAACAUAUGUUAGAAAAUACAUUUAUAAACUUACAAAAUUCUAAACAAAAAGAGUUUUAAAAGAAAUUUAAAUUUAAGAGCCAAUUAAAAUCAUAAAAACAUUGAAAGCUUUUAAUCAUACACUAAUAAUCUGUGGCAAAAACACAAACAGAAAUCCUUUAAAAUAGUCACAAAGAAAAAGUCAUCGAAAGGACACCAUGAGCCAUUUGGGCAUCACGGAUAUGCAGCAAUCUCAGGAUGCCACUCCAGACUUGGAAUCAUUUACUGGUUUUGGGAAUUCAGCGGCUGAGGCAUUUAUUCAGAGUCUCGCAGGGAUGGUGAAUCAGGGGGAUGUGGAAACUAUGAUAAGGGCUCAAAAGCAAAUGCUUCAACGCUUCGAGAAAACCAACGAGAUGCUGCUAAAUUGUAAUGCCCUUUCCCAGAGUCGCCUGAAAAGUGCGAGCGAGGAUUUCAAAAGGCAUGUGAAAUGCCUGAAUGAUAUGAAAAAGGAUCUGGACUAUAUAUUCCGCAAGAUACGAGUCAUUAAACAGAAGCUGCAGUUGCAGUAUCCCGCCAUUUACGCUGAAGUCCAGCCUCAAAGGAGCAGUUUGGCGGAGGAGGCCGAGGAUGACACAGAAGCUCAGGCCAAAAAGGCCACAGAAAUACCUGCUCCAGCGGCAGGAAAACCUGUGUUAUCUACUACAGCUACCAAGAAAAGUGCUGCCACCAUUGAAUACGUGCAAAUGGAGGAGGCCGUUGACAAUGGCACCGUGGAGAUCGAAAACGAAUUGAUCAAACGCGUUUGCUCUGUGGAAACGGCCAAUCCCAAUGACUCGUCAGACUGCACAUCCGAGGAUACAGGCUGAAGAACCCUGUCCCGUUUAGUUAGCUUUAGUUUUGUGGUAUCUGUAUAAUAACUUAAUGGCUUCAAUUAUAUAUUACAAUAGCUUUAAUCUGUUUAGUUAGCUUUACUUUUCUGGUAUAUGUAUAACUUAAGUUAUAAAUGUCUUAAAAUAUAAUCUGGUACUUGUACUGCUUGGGCACCUUA